This is a messenger RNA of Acanthoscelides obtectus, 1260 nucleotides long. NCBI's taxonomy places the organism in Eukaryota, Metazoa, Arthropoda, Insecta, Coleoptera, Chrysomelidae. The record is from the annotation of a GenBank genome assembly.
AUGUUUGGGUUAAUUGAAAAAGCAUGUUUCACUAGGAGGGGAGGGAAGCGUUCAGCUCGGAAGGAUACAGUAUGGGUACCGCCUGUCAAGUGCAUCACUGAGGAGGGGAAGCCGAGGGCUUACAAAAAUAUACUGAAUUGGAGUUUGAUCACCAAAAUAAGUAGUGCACUGCCCAGGGAACUCAAAAUACAAGGCGUUUCGGAAGUUGGACCAAACACUCAAGAAUCACAACGGUCGAAGGCACACAGGUCAUCACAGGCGAAGUUUGAAGUUGUGAAGUGCAGACUCAGGCUUGAGCCCACCUAUCGCUGGGUACCUGUAGCUCUGGAACCUGAUGGCGUUCUUGUCCCCAUGAGAAUCGAUAUCGGAAUCGGAGUUAGCCAUGGAAGUCCAGAAGAAAGUACCAGCAUCAGUCCGCGCAAAGUGAACAGGAAUGUACCUUUGACCCCUGUAGACUGGCAGGAAAUGCAUCUGGUCAUCUUCGAAAAGAGACCUACACUGGACAGAAUGUUAGCUUCGACGUCACAAAGAAAUGAUGAUGGUUUGCGGGCGUCUUACAAUAUCUCGUUACUUAUAGCAAAAUCCGGAAAACCGCAUACUAUCGGAGAGAAGUUAAUUUUGCCAGCCGUUGGAGAGGUUUUAAAAACUGUUUUACACAAACCUGCAUCUGAUAUCAUUAAAAGCAUUCCCUUAAGCAACAAUACUGUUGAAGGACGUAUUGAUGAAAUGAGUUCUGAUAUUGAAAGCUUCUUAUGUAAUUAUUUGCAAACGACCCAUUUCUCUAUACAACUGGACGAGUCAACUUUACCUGAUAAUGCAGCAUUAUUGGCAUAUGUUCGUUUUAUUAUGAAUCAAGAAAUCUACGAAGAACUGCUCUUCGCAAGAACUUUGAUAACCGACACUGAAGGUGAAUCAAUAUUUCAUGUUUUGAAGGAUUACUUCAUUGAAAAAGCAAUUCCUUUAUCAAAUAUAAUAUCAGUAGCUACAGAUGGAGCACCUGCCAUGAUUCUGAAGAUGGUGUUCAAAUCCUAUAUAGAUGACAGGAUCAAAACGUCGGGGCCCAGGUCGAAACAACCUUGCUUGAUGCUCCCAAGAUUCUAUGACAAGCCUCAGUUAUGCGUAGCGAAGAGUCUGAUCUCCUACGUUACAGGAAUUGCUGCAUUAAGGAACCUACACGACAAGUAUUUGUUCAUCACAACCAAAAAACCUUAUAGAGUCACCUGCAAACAAACUGAGUCGCUGAGUCAGAAAGACCCUUAA